UUGUGCAUCGUUAAUCCGCCCUGAUGUCACGGUGCAGAAGGAGUGGCUCUCCGCUUUAAUCCCACCAAAUUAUCUGGACGGAUCCAAACCGAGCCACCGGACAUGGAGACCGCAGCGGCCGGACUCGGUCCUGCUCGCCGCCGCUGACACGCAGGUUGUCCUGAUUGACGUUUUGUUGGCGACACAAGGAACAUGUUCUGAAACUUAGUGACAUCACGCCCCCACCAUGAGUCAUAAGUAUCAGGGAGACGCGUUGGGAGACGGAGGCGAAGAGCACAAGGUAGCAAGAAGCAGGCAGCCUAAUGGAGAACAUCCAGUCCGGCGGUCCUGGAGGCCGUGUCAGAUGGUCAACCAGGAUGGGGAAGUGAAUCCUCAUCAUCAUCACCAUCACCACCACCAUCAUCCUCACAGCCACCCUGCCACAGCUCGUGGACCCACGCGGCACCGCCAGCGGCCUCCUCAAGUGCAGAGUCAAGGACAGGGGUCUGGGCCUGUCCCACCCAGUCCAGUGGGGGCUGAGAAUCGAGGCCCUGAGCUUUGUCCUGUCAAAGAGCCCCGCCCUGCUGUCACCAGAUAUCGUCGCCAUGGUGACCCCAACCCAAGACUGAGAGGUCACAGACACAGGCAACCAAUCAGAGAGAGGCAAGACUAUUCAUCACCACCGACACAAGAGGAGAGAGAAGGUCCAUCAGCUGUGCAGCAAUGCCCUUUCGAUUAUUCUGUUGUGGACCAAUCUGUGGACAGUGUCGGUGUCUUCACCCCCACCUACAUCACACCAGCUCCUGCAGCCAGCGAGGGCAAUGAGCAACUCCAACUUGACCAUGUGUCAUCUGCUCAGGAGGAGAAGAUUGUGCAGGAUGAAGAAUCAAAGGAGGGUGAAAGAGAAGAUGGAGGUUGUAGCUUGACGGCAAGUGAGUCCACCUGUAACCAUGACAAUUUGCAAACAGCAGUAAACGACAGAGAGGAGAUGCUUUUGGAGAAGGUGGAGGAAGACCAGGAAGAAGCAAUUCAUGUUUUGUCAGAGAACAGUGUGACCCAGGGAAGUGAACUCACUGACCUCUGUUCUGACACUGAGAGUGCUGCCUCACUCAGUAUGGAUGGACCUCUUCACAGUCCACCACCACUACAUUCUCCAACCCCUCCUUCAUCCCCAGAUGUUCCUCACUUUCCCCAGUUUGACCAUUUCAGUGAUGGCCCCAGUGUGAGCCCUCUGCCUGAAAAUGACCUGUUACCUCCAGAGGACAAUGAGGACUGUUCGGAAUCGUGCUCACUGUCCCUCUCCACAUCUUGCUCUGAAACAUAUCCAAAAUCCUAUGCAGAUGAUUGUACAGAAUCUCACAGAAAAUCUUACACAAAGCCUCUAUGCCAGUCGUUCUCACAGCCCUACGUAAAAUCUCAUCCCAACUCUUUUCCAGAGUCUCUUAAAAGCUCAUACCCCGACUUUUAUGAUGAAUCUCCCAGACAACCUGGUCGGAAGCCUGAGGCUAAUGAGACCCACCUGGAGUCGAGCUAUAGACAGGAGAAUGUACAAAAAGGGGCUCCAUCUUCCCCUGCUAAGUUUUCUAAUCAGGCUUCCAGGCAGAGUAGAGAUCGUGGUCCACAUCAACUUCCUAUGGACCGCUCUGUUGGCUGCAGGCUCCAUCACUAUGAUGGUCAUUCUGACAGCGAGAGCGACGGCACUGAUCAAAGCCGUGUUCCAAAAAUUCAGAGGCAUUCGCAGAGACGCACAGAAACCCACCCCAAGAGUCCCACACCCAAGCAGAGCAACUCAGGUGUGGCCCAGGAUGAGCAGGUUGGGGCGAGCCUGUCAGGAGAAGAAUGUACAAAAGGUUCAGACGCCAUCAGUCUCGCAAUUAAAGACAUCAAAGAGGCAAUUGAGGAGGUGAAAACUAAAACCGUCCGCUCUCCAUAUACCCCAGACCAGCCUGAAGAGCCAAUUUGGGUGAUGAGGCAGGAUGUAAGCCCUACCGAAGACAUCUACCCACACCAGACAUCUGUCUAUUCUUGUCCUCAUUCACCUUCCCAGUCGGGGUCUGACUCUCCGUCACGCUACGCCUCACUUCCUGUUCAGGAGUCCGUGAGUCCAGUGAGAGCCGAGGUAUCCAGAGACCCUCAGCAACAUUAUCCCAAACAGUCUGAGCACGGCCACCAAUCACAGCAGAGGGACACAGCGAGGCCGCCGCACUCGCACGUGCACACACCACCCAGUCAGCACCAACAGCAGCAGCAUCAACCGCCACAAGUCCAGCCACAGUCACAGCAGCCGUUUGUCCAGAAGAUUCGCCGACCUCUUCCUCCAUUUCCAACAUUUGUGGACGUUCCAGGACCGUGUGAUCCUGAAGACCUGAUUGACGGCAUCAUCUUUGCAGCGACCUACCUCGGCUGCACCCACCUGCUGUCGGAGCGGACGCCCACCAAGAGCGCCCGCAUGCAGCAGGCGCAGGAAGCCAUGAACAGAGUCCGGGCGGCGCAGAAACAAGCAAAAAACCGGAAAAAGAGCCCUGACGGCGAGGCUCCGUGCACGGCUGAAGUGGACCUCUUCAUGUCCACACAGAGGAUCAAAGUGCUCAAUGCUGACACUCAAGACUCAAUCAUGGACCUGCCGCUGAGGACGAUCUCCUACAUCGCCGACAUCGGCAACAUGGUCGUGCUGAUGGCUCGCGGAAAGAUGGUUCGAUCCCGCAGCGCUCAGGAACAACUGGACCAAACGGCCGAGGAAGCCACCAUGACGCAGGAUGACAGGCGGCUUUACCGGAUGAUCUGCCACGUCUUUGAGUCCGAGGAUGCUCAGCUGAUCGCUCAGUCCAUCGGUCAGUCCUUCAGCGUGGCCUACCAGGAGUUCCUCCGAGCCAACGGGAUCGACCCCGAGGACCUGAGCCAGAGGGAGUACAGUGACCUGCUCAACACUCAGGACAUGUACAACGACGACCUCAUCCACUUCUCCAAGUCGGAGAACUGCAGAGACGUUUACAUCGAGAAGCAGAAGGGGGAGAUUGUGGGCGUGGUCAUCGUGGAGUCGGGGUGGGGCUCCAUCGUCCCCACCGUCAUCAUCGCCAGCAUGAUGCACGCCGGUCCGGCAGAGAAGUCGGGCCGGCUCAACAUCGGAGACCAGAUCAUGACCAUCAAUGGGACGAGCCUGGUGGGUCUGCCGCUCAACACCUGCCAGAGCAUCAUCAAGGGUCUGAAGUCUCAGUCCAGAAUCAAAAUGAACAUUGUCAGGUGUCCUCCUGUUACCAUGGUGCUCAUCCGCAGGCCGGAUCUCAGAUACCAGCUGGGCUUCAGCGUCCAGAACGGCAUCAUCUGCAGCCUGAUGAGGGGGGGCAUCGCAGAGCGAGGCGGUGUCCGCGUCGGUCACCGGAUCAUAGAGAUCAACAGUACGAGCGUUGUGGCAACGCAGCAUGAGAAGAUCGUCCAGAUCUUGUCGAAUGCGAUGGGAGAGAUUCACAUGAAGACAAUGCCUGCAGCCAUGUACCGUCUACUGACUGCACAGGAGCAGCCGGUCUACAUCUGAAUACCCCCAUAUCUGUCUGUAUUUAUGUGUCCAUGUUAAGAACUUUUACCCUCCUCGAUGUCAUGUGACGCCUUACAGUGCUUGUGUAAAUAUCUGCAGUGCAACAGCAGGAGGCAGUGUGUUCACAUAACGUAUUUUACAUUUGACCAAAGACCAGUUGUGGAUUUUUAAUUUAUGUUUAUCACCAGGUGGCAGAAAGCCGAGUAGCUGUAAUCUGUAAAUGUUGGACCUAUGAACUGCAUGUCAGAUCUGCUGAAUAAACUCUGA
This is a messenger RNA of Thalassophryne amazonica, 3778 nucleotides long. RefSeq names its product amyloid-beta A4 precursor protein-binding family A member 1-like. The coding region runs from base 227 to 3511 and encodes 1094 amino acids. Gene Ontology annotation, biological process: chemical synaptic transmission. Gene Ontology annotation, cellular component: cytoplasm; dendritic spine; plasma membrane. NCBI's taxonomy places the organism in Eukaryota, Metazoa, Chordata, Actinopteri, Batrachoidiformes, Batrachoididae. The transcript has 13 exons. Gene Ontology annotation, molecular function: protein binding; amyloid-beta binding. The record is from RefSeq and is a predicted model, not a curated record.